CUUCUCUCUCUCUCUCAACAUAAAAAUGCAUUUUUGAAUUCAAUGAAAUUUCACACACUUCACAUCUCAAAUCACUAGGGUUUAAUCGUUGAUUAUUCACAUUCAUAAUUCACCCACUAUUUAGUAUUUUUCACGCUUGAUCUCGUCUGAUUUACGUUUAUCAAAUUCAAUCAAUCGCCUCCGUGAUCUUCAAUCCACAUUUCUUCAGCUCAAACUUUCAGAAUUUCCGCCAUUUUCAAAUCCCCCUUCACGUGAGUUUCACUUCUGCCGUGUCAGGUAAUUUUCUCAUUUUCUGUGCCGAUUUAAUGCUCCUCGUCAUCAACGCAUUGAAUUCAUCAACGGCGGCGGCAUCAGCAGCUGCAGCAGCAAUUAGCCACACAAAACCCCCAAUUUGUGGUUUUCUAAUUGCAAUCAGGAUCAAGCGUUAGAGCCGGCGGGUUCUCAUCAUCAGCUGCUUGCGUAUCCAUCGGCGCCGAUUUCGCUGCUGAUUGAUCACCAUGGCGGCGCCGCGGAGUGUGGUGGUGGAAGCGGGCAGCUGGGUGUUGGAUAGGGACGAGGAGAAGAAUUCCGACUCGCCGUCGGAGAAGAAGUUGAAGGCGGAUAGAUUUCCUCUGUCGCGGUGGGAGUUCGCGGCGGCGCUGGGGGUGUUUUUGGUAUUUUCUACUGGAUUGAUGUGCAUUUACCUCACGAUGCCGGCGGCGGAGUAUGAGCUGCUGAAGCUGCCCCGCACGCUCUCCGACCUCCGAUCGCUCAAGGAUCAUCUUGCAAUUUAUGCUCAAUCACACCCAGCAAAGUUCAUCCUUGGUUACUGUUCGACAUACAUAUUCAUGCAGACAUUCAUGAUUCCUGGGACGAUUUUCAUGUCAUUACUAGCUGGAGCACUUUUUGGUGUCGUGAGAGGUCUUUUCUUGGUCGUAUUCAAUGCCACAGCAGGUGCAUCAUCAUGCUAUUUUUUGUCCAAACUUAUUGGCAGGCCUAUUGUCAACUGGUUGUGGCCUGAAAAGCUGAGAUAUUUCCAGUCCGAGAUAGCGAAGCGGAGAGAGAAGCUUCUGAAUUACAUGCUCUUUCUGAGAGUUACUCCAUCAUUGCCGAACCUGUUCAUCAAUCUGGCAUCACCAAUCGUGGAUAUACCGUUCCAUAUUUUCUUUCUGGCAACUCUUGUUGGUCUCGUCCCGGCUUCCUACAUUACUGUCCGAGCUGGGAUUGCUCUUGGUGAACUUAAAUCGGUGAAAGAUCUCUAUGAUCUUAAGACGUUGGUCAUGCUUUUCCUCAUUGGGUCGAUUUUAUUACUUCCGGCCAUUUUGAAGAGGAAGAGGGUGUACGAGUAAAGCUCUUGUUUACAAUUACUCUGACAUUCGCGGAGAAGGAGAGAGUGCCCGUAUCCUGGUUUUCUACCUUGACUGAGGUACGAGAUAGGUGAAAAAUCGACGUGCAUUGGAAGUUUGGAACUGCAACUCGUACCCUCUGCUUUAGUCUCCUGACACAUCUAACAGAUCCCCUCACCUUGGUUUAUUUGGGUCGUCUUGUAGCAAGAUAUGUUGAAUUUGUACUCAUAUAUAUCAUACAUCAAAAUAUUGAAUCUGUUAUAGAUUUAUAGUAGAUUUUAAA
Messenger RNA from Salvia splendens (bonfire salvia), 1608 nucleotides. RefSeq lists its product as uncharacterized. The coding region runs from base 498 to 1328 and encodes 276 amino acids. Lineage: Eukaryota; Viridiplantae; Streptophyta; Magnoliopsida; Lamiales; Lamiaceae. Gene Ontology annotation, biological process: autophagosome assembly. Gene Ontology annotation, cellular component: endoplasmic reticulum. The transcript is spliced from 4 exons. The record is from RefSeq and is a predicted model, not a curated record.